Trichoderma atroviride IMI 206040 is the source of this 710-nucleotide messenger RNA. The record is from RefSeq and is a predicted model, not a curated record. NCBI's taxonomy places the organism in Eukaryota, Fungi, Ascomycota, Sordariomycetes, Hypocreales, Hypocreaceae.
UCAUAGACCAGAUCUCGCCCACCCGUUGAAACAACUGCAGCCUGUUUUUGCGUUUUGUUUCCAUCGUGUAUCUGCAUGCACGCCGUCAACUCGCCAAAUGAUCGGAAAACAGCCGUGUCCAACCUUCUAUCCUGAUUCCUGAUGCUAAAAUCAGAAUUAGAGAACCGCUAACCUAGAAACUGCCUAGCGGCCCGAUCGCCACAAAACCGUCGGCGCAUGAACUCGACCCCGGCUUUGUCGCAGAAAACGCCUCCCGAAACUCUUUUCCCCUGGCCUCUCUCCACAACCACUAAGCCGGUGCGCAACGACACAGUCACGGCGGCUUCUUCUCCCCCCAGCAGAGGCCAGUCGCACCCUCGUCCGAAUCUUGCGCUCGUCCCCCCUUGAAGGCGCAUAGACGACCAAAGACGAGAGAUGUCAAACGUCCAGACGUCGCCCUGGUUUCGGGGCUUUCGGGCCCCCUGCUACGAGUCUGUCCGUGGCAUCUGAUUCGGCUCUCGGCUGGUCGCGCGAAAAGAGCAGGGAGUUGAGACGCCCAGGUCAAAGUUUUAGCGCCAGGAAACACGACAAGGAAAGAAGUCGAGGCAGAAUGAAGACGAGAAAUAGGAAAGAUGGGGCUUUUUCAUGCCUUUGUCAAUCGAGUAUAAGAAGAAGCGCAAGUCCGGGCCCAGGAUGUUUGGCUUCUUCUUUCUCUCCAUCACCAUCACGAC